AUGAGCAUAUUUAAUGCUAAUGAAAAAAAUAAUUCAAUUCAAUGUCUAGAUAAACAAAGUGCCACAUUUAUGUGGUUUCAAUUAUUAAUUGAUGUGUUGAUGCAUUUACCACAGACAGAAAAUUCAAAAAAUGAAAUGCUCUAUGAAUGUCGAUUGCAUUACACAGGGAACAAACAACAACAAAACAAAAUUGAUGAUUUUUGUAACGAUUAUGAAUCUGACCAUGCGAUAUGGUGGUAUACAUUGGACAGUUUUGUCUAUCGUUUAUUGAACAAAGCAUUUCGAACAGGAAAUAUCGAUAUUAUAUUUAAAUUUCGAUUUUUCAUAGUAGAUCUUUUCAAUCGUAUAAGAGAAUCGCACGAUGAGUUUAGAAAAAUAAAUGAUAUCAAGGAAAUAACAGUUUAUCGUGGUCAAGAGAUAGCGGCAACAGAAUUCAGUAUACUACGAGAAAAUAUUGGCAAGCUUAUUUCAAUGAAUUCAUUCAUAUCAACCACUAAAGACCGAAAUUUGGCGCUUGUUUUUGCCGGUAAUGGUUCAAAUCGUCCACUGUUUAAAUCUAUUUUAUUUGAAAUGACCAUUGUCACAGAACAUACAAACAUAAAAUUUGCUGAUGUUAUUUUUAGCGAAGAAUAUGAGGUACUCUUAACAAUGGGUGCUGUGUUUCGAAUAGAGUCAAUCAUUGAACAAACCCUAGAUAAUAUUUGGAUAGUUAAACUAAUUACAAGUGAUGAACAAAAUAUCCAACUAACAGAAUUAACGACAUAUUAUAAAGAACAAAUUGGAGAGAAUACUUCAUUGAUAACAUUUGGAAUUUUUCUUUAUUAUGUAGGACAAUAUGAUAAAGCUGAGCGAUAUUUUCAAAUUGUAUUGGAUGAACUUUCAUCAGAUAAUGAAUAUGUUGCCAGUAGAGUAUACAAUAACCUGGGUGUAAUAUGCCAGUCCAAAGGUGAUUAUUCAGCAGGAUUAAAAUUUCUUCAGAAAGCGCUAGAAACUCGAUUAGCAUCACAAUCGUCCAAACUCACCAGUACAAAAUUCUCUUCCACAAUCAAUCAUAUGUCAAUAUUUGAACAUUUAGGCACAACAAGUCCGAUGCAAAUGCCACGUGUUGUCAUACCAUUGUUACCAUUAAUUUAUCAUUACAUGUCUUUAGUUAAUUUCAAGGAGGGCAAUUAUUUUGAAGCUUUAAUGAACAGUCAGAAAAAAUAUGAAGUCGAAAAGUACAUAAGUUUAAAUUACCAGCCUGAAUCACCAUCUUUCUUUUUGCAAUCUCACCAUCAUGAUUUAAGAACGGUAGAAUUUUACCAAAAUAUUCUUGACAAGAAACUGUUACAAUCUACCAAUCAUUAUUCAUUAUCUCUUGCACAAACCUAUAUAACUAUUGGAGAAAUUUAUUCUGCUAAUAGCAAUUAUCCAGAAUCAUUAAUUAAUUAUCAGAAAGCGCUAACAAUUCAAGAAAAUUUAUUGGCGCCAGACCAUCCAGAUUUGGCGUUAACUUAUUAUAAUAUUGGUUCACUGUAUAUUGAACAAGAUGAUUACAUGAAUUCACUCACAAAUUACGAAAAAGCACUGCGUAUACAAACCGAUGUUUUACCUCGUAAUCAUCCACAUCUUAUUGACACUUAUAAUAGUAUUGGAAUAGCCUAUUUCAAAACAAAUGAUAAUAUGCGAGCUCGUGAAAAUUUUAAAAAAGCGCUCGAAAUUGCAAUGAAUCUACCGCUAAGUUAUCACUCAUCUCUUGGCUUAAUAUAUGUCAACAUUGGAACGGCUUAUUUAAACAAAGCCGAGUAUGAACAGGCAUUACAAUAUUAUAAAAAGGCAUUAGUAAUUUACAAAAUUUUUCUGCCACGUAAUCAUUCUAACGUUGCUGUUGUACAUAACAAUAUUGGAUCAAUUCAUUUAAAACUCGCAAAUUAUUUGGACGCACUUGAACAUUAUGGAAAAGCACUUGAAAUCUGGACGAAUAUUCUUCCAAAAAAUCAUCCAUCGUUCGUGUUAGUUCAUAAUAAUAUUGGCGACGUUUUAUGUAAAAUUGGCGAUUAUACUCAAUCAUUAAUAAAUCAUAAACGUGCUCUUGAUAUUGUACGACUUUUUUUGCCUCCUGAUCAUCCAGAUGUUGCAAAUACAUUGAUUUGCAUCGGAGUAGUACAAUAUAAACAUGGCAAUGUUGUAGACGCAUUAACAAAUUUUCGUGAUGCACUGCAAAUAGAAAUGUCGACACUACCAGAAAAUCAUCCUUCAAUUGCAUCGACGCUUAAUAGUAUCGGUUUACUACAUUCCAAACAAGGUAAUUUGAUUGAGGCAUUGGAUAUUUGUAAAAAAUCACUUGAAAUACGAACUCGUAUUUUGCCGCCAAACCAUCCAGAUAUUGCGUCAACUUAUAAUAACAUUGGAGACAUUUAUCUAAAAAUGGACGAUUGGGCAAUGGCUUUGGAAAAUUUUCAAAAAGCAUUACACAUUGAAACGGAAUUACUAUCAUGUGAUCAUCCACUAUUAGCUAACACAUUGAAUAAUCUCGGUAUAACUUACUCGAGAAAAGAUGAACCGGACAAAGCAUUAGAAUUUUAUACGAAAGCUCUUGAUAUCUAUAAGCUUUCACCUUCUCAUCAUAAAUAUGAAAUAGCUACAAUAUAUAGUAACAUAGGAAUGAUACAUUUUCAAAAUGGUAAUUACAGUGCUGCAUUAGAAAGCUAUGAAUUUGGCCGACAAAUUGAACUAGACAUACUACCUGCAAAUCAUCCAUCAUUCGUUAUUACUUAUACAACAAUUGGACAUGCUCAUUUUGCAAAUGGAGCCUAUGAAGAAGCAUUGACUAAUUAUGAAAAAGCACUGGACAUUUGCAAGGGGACCAUGCCUACAGACCAAAAUCAUUUGUUGACACUCGAAGAAGCUAUCAAAGAAGUGAAAAGUAAAAUCAAUUAUUAUGCCUAA
This is a messenger RNA of Rotaria sp. Silwood1, 2928 nucleotides long. The record is from the annotation of a GenBank genome assembly. Lineage: Eukaryota; Metazoa; Rotifera; Eurotatoria; Philodinida; Philodinidae.